AUGUUACCAACAACAAUAAAUUCAACAGAACCAACAAAUGACACAACAUCAACAACAACAACAAUUGAUAAUCAAAUAAAUAAUAAUUUAAUUGAAACAUUACCAUGUAAUGCAUUAUGUCGACAAAAAUUAUUUAAUUUAUUAUCAUCAACACAUAAUAUUGAAAAACAUUUUAUUGAAAAUAUUUAUUAUGAAUGUAUACAAUUACAAAUACAAAUUAAUCAUGCUAAUAGACAAAUAAAUCAAUAUAGAAAUCUUUUACAAAUCGAACAUAUUCAAAUUAAUGAUCAACAACCAACAAAUGAUUAUUUAAAAUUAUUAGCAGAUUUAUUAACAAGUCAAUUAACAUCAUUAUCAGGAAUGAUGCAACAAACAGACAAGUAA
This is a messenger RNA of Rotaria sp. Silwood1, 384 nucleotides long. The record is from the annotation of a GenBank genome assembly. NCBI's taxonomy places the organism in Eukaryota, Metazoa, Rotifera, Eurotatoria, Philodinida, Philodinidae.